ACAAAGAAAAUUAAGAUGGCUGCACAUUCGGGUGGAGUAGAUUGGGCUGCGAUUUUGAAGCCCUUUUUGAGCAGUUCAAGUGAAAAUGUUACUAAAAACGAUGCUAUAAAUUUGGCGAAAACUAUCAUUCAAAAUGAAAGUGAAAUUAUCGAUCAUGAUGUCAGUCAUAAACAGUUUUUCGACAGUUUUGUCGUUCUGGCGGCUGAAAAUCUUACCAAUCACGUCACAUCGCUAUCACAAACACAACUUCCGCAGUUCGCUGAGGCGGCCACUGUACUGAUUCGUUACAUUAUUCAUCAUCUGGAUGAGCAAGCUCCGAAUAAACCAAGCAUCCUUCUCAUGGCACUGAAAGUUCUCUGCGAGGGUCGCAAGGAAGUACAGCAUCCAGCGGGUAGUUCAUCCACGUCAUCUAUUAUUCCCGCAUCCGGCAUGAAAUAUUUGAAGUACCCAGAGGCGCAUGGUAAAUCACCUUCAGUCGGUGGUACAAGUGGCUCAUCCGGAGUCGGCGUAAGCUCCAGUGGUAGUGGAUCGGAUAAAGACAGUCCGAAGAGUGAAAUGAAACGUUCGCGGUCUGAUUUAUCCUCUGUGAUUCUACAACAGUUAACGACACCACUUGGCAUCGGAGUAUUUACAUUUGCCGCACUCAGUGAAGAACAAAUUGAUUGCACGGAUCUCUUCGUUAAAUCUAACAUCCAAUGUCUGCAAGCCGUUAAUGGCGGCGACAUAUUGUUUAAAUGGUGUACGAGCUCUCUGACCACGUUGGCAAAGUAUCGAACGAAGUACGAAGAAUGCACCAUUCACGGGAAACCACUGUAUCUCCCGAUUACUACAGCCGAAGCGGGAACUAUCAAGUCAAAUCUGUCCCAAAUUGAGUCGGAUAUCUCCAAUCUGCUACACGCUAUUUCACUCCCUGUUGUUGAACCAUUAACACCGGCGAAGAUUACGCUUUUGUCACAGUGCGCAAUGUCUGCACUCUACUGUGCCGUAUUGACAUCUACGUCUAUUAGUGUUCUGGCGAUGGCCGCUAGCGGUUCACAGAAAAGCGCGUCAUCCUCGCAACUACAGCAAAAAGAACCGAUAUCCAGCACGCAAUUUCAAAAGGAGAAUGACGAAGAGGAGGAUUUUGCUCGAAUCGUUGUUGAUCGUGCUUUGGAAAUAUUCACGAAAAUCGGAAGUAUUCUCAAGAGCUCAACCAGAACACAUAUCUACCAGAAUCACGUUUGUAUGGGAGCUUGGCUACUGAUCUCUGGCAUCCAAGGAACAAUGGGUGCCUCUGGUAACCCCAGUGGGGGAAAUGUUCAGCAAACUGCAUCAGUAAAGACUUCGGAUGAAAGUAUGAAGGGCAGAAGUCCGCUAAAAACUCUAGACGUGCCGCAGAUGGCAUCGGCAACACCGACCCCGGCUCUAAGGGUAAACCUGUUCAAAGUGCAGCAGGGAUUCGGUGUGUUGAAUGCUGCAAUUGCGCGACACAGUAUCACCCUUCUUACAGAACUGAUCGAUGAUCUCCGCAUUGAUUCCCGCUCGGAUGAUGACGAAUACAGCAGCAUUGAGUCAGCUGGGUUCGAUAUCCUCGGGCAGUAUUCUUCCAUCCAGCGAGUAGUCCGUGUAUUAAACAGUGCUACAUUGCAACAAUUGCUAACGUUCCUGGCUACUGUAUCAUACCGGAAGGCUUGCACUCUGCGGAGAAUCAACACGAAAAGCACAAACGAGGGGGAGCCGAUGAGCUACAGUGAUUCGACUACUUACUACAAUGAUACGUUCUCUUGCUCGGAGGAAAGCGAACCGGAGGAGGAAGACAGUGACAGUUAUCUUGGACUUUGGUUCAAAGAAACCUUAUCUCCUGAAGCCAACGAGGAAAUGACUGAAUCUCAGGAGCAGGAGAAAAAAGACGAGAAACGACACGGAAGCAAUUUGGUCCCGGCUAAGGACGAGCCUCACGAGUAUCUGAAUUUGAGCUCGUUAAUUUUCAAUUUCUUCGAUGCAUCACUGGGAGGGCAGCAUAUCUAUCUUAGCCGAUACGUACGGACUGGACUCAGUGAACAGCAAAUGGUUCUUCUCGCUAACAUUCUUCGCGACUUGGAUCGAGAUUCGGCCAGAGGUGAACCCGAGAAUUCAGGCUGUCUGCAGUGGCAAAAUGCAAUGAUUAAAUUUUCCGGAUCGGUUGGAAGAUAUUUGCACAAUUUGAUAUCGAACUCACUGCUGAAUGAAUCUUUACAAUCGGCGCUUCUGCUUCAUCUUGGUGUUUCGCCGUGGACACAGGAUUCCAACAUGUGGCCGCUGCAAGUUUACUCGCGAACAUUGGCUGUGCUUGUGCAGAUUCUACUGUUGAAACCAUCGCAGGAGAAGGAAGCCGCUUGUCUGUCGGUUUGGCACAGACUUGUUAACACGCUUGUCGAGGGUGUUUGCUGCACAGCCCUGCCGAAUGAGUCGGAGGUUGAGGAUUUGAAUGUGGAACACGCCCAGCUCUUGCUAUUUCUGUUCCACUCACUGAAUUUGAUGCAGAAAAAAUCUAUCCUGUUGCUCACAGCUGGAGGGGUAAUCCGUUGUUCGGAAGUGUGUCGUUCCGUCACUCCUGAAAAACCACUACGAGACAACCAAAUUAUGCUGCUGUCUCGGCUGCUCCUCUUUCUAGAAUAUCUAAUGAAGCAUUUGUACAACCCUCCAAACGUUUUGCUUGAGCAGGUUCGUUGGAAUUUGUUCAGCGUGUUCACGGUGGAUUCGGAGCAGAAAAUUACCGAUUUGAUCAACUAUAAGACCAAAAUGAUGUCAUUCUGUCGCAAGGAUAUCGAGGAUAAGCACCGCAAGCUAGCAAAUGAAUUCAGCGUGGGAGGAGUGAAACCAAAGUUCUACUCGUUGACAACCGUGGACUCGAAAGUACAGCAAGAAUUCAAGCUAGACGGAUUGGCAUGGAAUUUCAUUCUUUGCACACCUGACAAACUGAAAUAUCCCUGGCUGAUUGAUGCUCUCAUAGAUAUUCUCAGUAUUACGGAUAUGUGUCUAGCGAAGAUCCCGUUCCAAACACUGUGCGCUGUCCAUUAUUGCUUCAGUUUGUGCUGGAAGUUGCUGCUCGGGUUACCUCCUUCCACGCAGCACGUGGAAGCGCUAAUGCAGGAGAAGAUCCCAAAUCUACAUUCGUUGAUAUGGUCGAUUCGUUGUCUGCAUCCAAUCACUCAUUCACACUAUUUGAUUGUUAACAGUCUCGUGAAACAGGGCAUGUAUACACAAUCGGCGGAAGCACUCUGGAAUCGUUUGACCGAUCACGUCUCGGAUGUUAAAUACAGCCUCAAGCUCACAAUGCUCGGAUUGGAAUCGUUUGCGUCCACAUUCACGCCAGAUCAGCCACGAUUAUCGAAAAUAAUUCUGCUGGACAGCCUGGUGUCACAUUUAUACGCCAUCUGUUGGGCCGAGAAGGAAGGUGUUAACAUUAAAACGAAAUCCAAUGCAAAUAGCAGCAGCUCGUCUAGCAGCAGUAGCAGUAGUUCAACUAGCAGCAAUAGUAGCACCACAUCUGCUUGUUCUAGCGCGAGUGAAGCGAGUGCUGCAUCGGUUGGAGCAGCAGGGCAACAGCAGCUGAGCGUUACGAGUGGAGUUCCAUCCACCACUGAUGUUUCCACAACCGCUAGUCCAGGGGUUGAUUCGAACAAAUCGGACUCACGCAAUGAUUUGACCCGCAGCCUGAUGGCGAAGCUUAUGAAGGUUCUAGAAGUUGUCAAGGAAGCUACCUAUAAGACCAUGUUCCAAAAUCUCAGUGGACAAAUUCCCGCCACAUUGAUCGAACCAUUGAUUGCUAUUUGUGGCUCGAAGAACAGUUUUUGUCAGGAUUUAUCCGCACAACUAGUCGCACUGAUCACUGGACAGGACAAGGAUGUGAUUUCGGUAGAAUGGCGCAAAAAUCUGUCUAUUACAAGCGAAGACAACUUCGCAAGUGGAUCAUUCCCAGCUGAGGUUCACACACUAACCGUGAUUGAGGGCCACCUAACAGAAACAUCUAAGCAUCUCACCUAUUCGAUACUUCUUUCGCUAAAACAUUCGCUGAAAUCGUGUAUCAACCUGAUUUAUUACAUGCUCCCAAAUUACGACGAUAAACAGCUUGACGAUGAGCUGAAGGAGGUUCUAAUCCCGAUGAUUUUCGACCUUCGUUCUGAAUAUUUGUACGAUGUGGUAAACAAAUGCCUCGAGUCGCUGCUAGGAGGUGAUUCAAACUCGGAAACAUACCAACUUCUUGCCUACUCGAAUAUUCUUCGCCACAGCUAUCGCUUCCUCAUUGAAUACAACGAGCUGUCCGCCCAAGGUGAGACGGUAACUAUCGAGGAGACUGUUCUGCACAGCAUCAUCAAAUUCUGGGAAUCCAUGCUCGAGAAGACCAUCGGAUUGAAAGCGAUGCGAGAGUUCUUUUAUGAGAGCAAGAAGGGCAACUUGGUUCAGAUAUUGCUCUCGUUCACCGGCACCAAUCUGUGCCAGAAGUAUUCGACGAAAGUGUUACAGUUCUUCGAGAAAUUAUUUGCCGCAUCGGAGAAACUUGACGCCCAAUUCGACGAGGAGGAGGUAUGUAAUUGUAUCAGUGAGCUUGCUAGUGCGGAUGCAUCGAAGCUUAAAAGUUGGCUUAGCCAUAUUCUGCUGGGUCCUAGAGGGGCGAAUCUAACUGCGGGGGAUUCGAACGCCUCGAGCAACGUUCCAACUCCGACCAAUAUGGCAACUGUGUCGGCUAUUCCUAGCAUUACCGAUCAGCUGGUGGUAUCGGCAACGUCGGAUAACAACACCGGUAACAAUGCAUCGGUGGGAGGCGAUCCGGAUGCUAUGGAUAUCGACUAUGAGUGUAUGAUGCCUUGGCAGAGGGAAAACAGCCGUACCGGAAAUGAUACUGUGGAUGAAGCGCUAGAAAAGAACGGGAAGCUUCUGCAAGCAUUCGUGAAGUACAUCGUGGCGGAAAAUAGAAUUGCGCCGUCGGUGGCUGAGGUUCUUUUCCAGGCUUUGAUCCAAAUCGGACACAAUCUGUUGUGUCCGGCACAGGAAGCAAUAGAAUUUGCCGAUCUACUGCAGGUGAUGAUUACGCUUGCCGAUGCGGGGAAAGGUCGCGGUCAUGCGCUGUUGUUUACGGCUGCAGUCGAUUGGUUGGAAAUUUCGAAGAACCAAGUUCUCGAAAGCAAGGGAAAUAGAUCCGGUUCGAAGGCGGCAGUACAGCUGGAGAAUGUUACUGCGAUUUUGAAAUACAUGAGCGAUUUACUGCUCGGAUUGGGAGCGUCGGGAAGCCGUUCGAUGAAUCCUCCCUGGGACGAGGAAUCCCCGUUGGACGCGGACGAUAUUCUAGAAGACCUGGGCGGAGAUGACGACGACAGUGCCGUGGAAGAUUCGGACGAAGAUAGUCUUAGCAACAAGUUGUGUACAUUCUCAAUCACACAGAAAGACUUUAUGAACCAGCACUGGUAUUACUGUCAUACCUGUAAGAUGGUUGAUGGGGUUGGUGUUUGCUCUGUGUGCGCUCGGGUAUGCCACAAGAAUCAUGACAUCAGCUACGCUAAAUACGGAAAUUUCUUCUGUGAUUGUGGCGCCAAAGAGGACGGAUCCUGUCAGGCGUUGUUACGUCGUAGCAAUUUGGGCCACGCAGAUGAUUCAAUUCUGGGCACCUCUCUACCCAGAUCAUCAGAGGCUGAGUCCGUUCUACUGACCAGUUCGCUCAGACGUCGUGUUUCAAGUCCCACCAACCAACACAACCUCUCCGGAGGUGGUCAGAUGUCGGAAAAGGAACAGCUGCUGGCUAAAAUAAUUGAAAGCUCCAGGGAUGCCUUGGGUAAUCAAGAUCAAUGGAAGGUGGUCGUGCGGUGUAUUUUGGCAUUCUUCAAUUCGCUGAUGCCAGCGAUCAAAGAACAUUGUGCGAAAUAUUCUACAGUUGGGUGUCAUCUUCGUGCUCGCAAUGCCUUGGAACGAUUGCAUCAACCCGAGAAAUCAUAUUCAUUUAGCGAUCAAAUUAUGGUUGCAACUCUGGGUUCUCAGGAGGGAGCGUUCGAGAAUGUUCGGAUGAACUUCUCCGGCGAACAAGGACAAACCAUCAAACAACUACUGUCAACAAAUUUGGUUCGCCGGGUGGCACUCUGCUGUCUGGCAUCACCCCACGGCAAGCGCCAACAGUUGGCUGUAUCGCACGAGAAAGGAAAAGUAACAAUUCUACAACUGUCCGCUCUAUUGAAGCAAGCUGAUGCAGCAAAGAAAAAAUUGACCCUUACAAGACUCGCUAUGGCUCCCAUCCCGUGCACCGUUCUCUCGUUAGCUUCGAACCCUGCGAACGAAGAUUUCCUGGCAGUCUGUGGCCUAAAGGAAUGUCAUAUUCUCACCUUCACCAGUACCGGAGCAACGAAUGAGCAUAUCGUACUAACACCUCAACUUGACACCGGCAACUUCAUCAAGAGAGCAAUUUGGUUGCCGUCUUCGCAGACGAAACUUGCAUUGGUUACCGCCGACUUCGUCAAAAUUUACGACCUGGCCGAAGACAACUAUAGCCCACAGUACUACUUCCUAGUGCCGAGCGGCAAAAUUCGCGAUUGUACGUUCGUCUAUCAAGAAGACACAUAUUACAUGCUUAUAAUGUCGUCGCAUGGCUACAUCUACACCCAGCCACUGAGCGAUGAGAGCCUCGCCAAGCAUGGACCGUUCUAUGUGACAAGCACCCUGGAACUGGAUCACCCUUCAAUCACCGACGAUAAUGGGCAGAUUCUCGGAGGAGGUGUCUCCAUUUACUAUUCACAUGUACUGCAAAUGCUGUUCUUCAGCUAUGUCGCCGGUCGAAACUUCAUGGCUCCGCUGACCAAUACUAACCAGGGUGUAAAGUGUGUCAUCAAUUUGAUAUCAAAUCCAGCCUCGAAGGUGUUCUCUAAAUCAACCACCCAACCCCUCUGCCAGUGGACCGAAAUUCCCGGUCAUCCUGGACUCAUUUGUGCGAUGAUGCAGAACCUCAACAAUCCGGUUAUAUUCAUGAUAAAGCCAGAUGGAUACGUCGCCCAGGAAAUCAAGGCGCAAAAUGCUAAAGCGAAAAUAAUGGAUAUGGUUGCGAUUCGGCACUCGGUUUCGGGCGUCGAAAAGACCACAUUGAUACUGCUCUGCGAGGAUGGUAGUCUGCGUAUUUAUGCUGCCCAUCCCGAAAACACGAGCUAUUGGCUAUCGCCGGAAAUUCAACCCAUUGGCCAUCAGUUCCAGACUGGUGCGUACUCAAAAACUCGCAAAUCCAAGAAGGCCAGCAAACAAAGCAACAGUGGCCAGACUAGUGGAAAAAGUGGAUCUAGCACUGCUCCGACGUUCCCGAUAGACUUUUUCGAGCACUGUCUUCUGAUGAACGAGGUUGAGUACGGGGGAAAUGAUUUGCUGCAAAUUUACAACAUUCAACAUUUGAAGCAUCGACUCAAUUCGACGGGUCUCUAUGUAACCUCGACGCGAGCCAAUGGAUUCACGCUAGACGUAGUUAAUAAUGAGGCGAAUAUGGUUAUUACAGGAAUUCGCGUCUCCGUCGGUUCCCAAGAUGUUAGUAAAGCACCACAAAAUGUCACUAUACUCGGUCGGGUGAUACCGACAGUUGCCACGCGUGCUCGUUGGUACGACAUACCCCUGACACGUGAAGAGAGUUUACAAAGUGAUAAGAAGCUGAGUAUCCUGUUCGGACCAUCCCAGGAUCCAGAAAAUAUUACAAUACUGGACAGCAUCAAGGUAUAUGGCAAGACAAAGGAUCUCUUCGGCUGGCCGGAAGAAUCGGAAGAAGUUGGAGGUUCGUCACAGAUGAAUUCUGCCACACAAACCCCUGGCCAAAUGGCCAGCUCUUUGAGUAACGGAGAUAACGGGGAAGGUAGUGGAAGUUCAGGUUUGAUGAUUACUCCCCUGGAUAAGAUGGCCUCAACCAUGCUGCAAGUUCUCGAUAGUGGUCUCACGCUGCUUGGCGGACCGACCAGUGAGGAGAGCUGUAGACAGACUGCAAUCGAUGUAGCCACUUUGUUGAUUCUUUACCCAACUACGAAUUCGGUUCAGCAGGAUGCCCGUAAUGUAAUGAUGACAUGUCAUUCGAGUAAAACGGCUUAUCACGCCUACAAAGAUAAGGAAAUUCUUUCGGACAUCAACACCCAAUUGAAGAAAAUGGCUGAGGUACGAGACUACAAGAAUAUAGAUCCGGAAGCAUUCUACCGUAUUGUCUUGAUGACUCGAGGAAUCGCCAUUCAGCGCCCUCAAGCAUUGACGAAGAUUUGCUCGGAGAAUCAGUUCCAAAUCCUGCAGCAACUCAUGGAACUCAUGAAGGAUUUGUAUAAAAUAACACCAGCUUAUGAAGAGCCACUAGCGAUUGUUAAACAAGGAUUAUCGCACGUUGAGGCAGUUGUCUAUUCUCUGGUGGAGAUUAUUUAUGCCUUUGCUCUGUCCGAUAGUGAUAUGAUUGAGUCAAUGACUAAAUUGUUCGUCGAAUUAUUACUUGAACCGGCGCCUAUUAUAAGCCACAGCGCGAAACAAGCCAUGAUCAGACUGUUGCGUCCGAAAGUUCGCCGUCGCAAAGUACUUAUAGAGAGCCCUCCAGUGUGUACCACUCCUACACCAUCGACGGUAACCUCCGUGGCCGGACCUUCGACUUCUGCCGUUCCAUCGGCAGCCUCAAUUGGCGCCGUUGGAGGAGCUAGUUCAUCCACGAGUGCCGGGGCAACCGGUGGAUCAGCAGCGAAUGACGAUUUUGCAGGAGUCAUGCAAGAAGUGGAUGCCAUUGAAUCUCUUGGUUUGGAACCAUCCGGAAGCAAUCAAGCUCUAGCAUCGCUGGAAGCUCUGCUUGGUGUCGGAUUCCCGCAUCUGCUGGAAACCCCGGAUGCUGACGAUGAAACUAUCAUGGAGAUCGCGAUAGCUUUAAGUUUGCAAGACAACGAUUCAGAUUUGUCGGCACUGCAGCAGAGUAUUGCCCAGUAUCAAGGGAGAAAUCGCAACCCAGCUCAAGGGUUGCCAGCUGCCAUUGCGGGAGGCUCAUCUUUUAAUGUAGAGUCGAACACCUCGGGUGGUGGAUCAGACGAUGAUGAGAUCUCCAACGUGGCCACUGAGGGAUCAACGCUCCGGACAUCUCCAGCAGGGGAGCAUGCUGGGAGCGGCAGUGGUGGAUCGGAAAGUGGUUGUAGCGGGGUCGAAAGCAUUGGAGGAACAUCGGGACGCAGCUCCACAUACGAAGAACAACCGAAUCCAUCGCCCCCGAGAUCAUCCGGAGUGGAGCAAAUUCAACCCGCACCAGUGGCUCCUCCCGAAUCCGAAGAGUGUGGCAGUGAGAAUGCGUGCAAACUGCACAUUUUGAGAUAUUCGAUUCUCAAUAAGCUAGUCGAUAACUUCAAUACGCUGGACACGGUAAACGGUUCACAGUGUAUUCCGUUUAUGCAAGUAAUAUUGAUGCUCACAUCAGAUCUGGAUGGCAGUCAGGAAGCCGACCAGCAAGUUAUGAACCGCUUGCUUCAGGCAUUAAUUGAUCGUUUGGAGAUACCCGCGACCAAAACAUACCAGAUGUCUAACCGAACCUCAAAAACUGAAGUCCAGCUGAUAAUCCUACGUCUUGUUGGAGUCCUCAUGGGCAAGGUUAAAUCCAAAUCCUCUUCUUCGUCAUCGUCAUCAUCGGCCGCGGCCGCUGGAUCGUCCUCUGGCGUCAGUCAGGCCGUUUUGGACAAUGCAACAUUUGUGGCACAAGCGACAGCCAACUCUUUGAUGAAAAGUAACGCAAUUCCAUACUGCCUGAUGAUAAUGGAAUCUUUUCUGCCACAUUGGAAAAACAUCGCCAACAGUGAGGAAAGCGCCACGGGACCAAACACGGCAAGCACGGCUGGUACUAUUAUUACAACCGUCGGUGGAACCCCAACUAAUAACUUGCUGAAACCAACCUUGUAUGGACUGUCUCCCGAUAUGCAACCGUUUUUCGCACGCCAAUAUGUCAAAGGAUGUACCGAUGUGUUCGAGUUGUAUCCACAAGUUCUUACCGAAAUGGCAGUUCGAUUACCUUAUCAAAUUCUUAAGUUAUCGUCUGGACAUCCUUCGUCCCACGAGUGGUAUCACUCCCUGUGCGAGUACAUGACGAACAUCCUUUGCGAGUACAUGAUGUACAUGCAAUCGCCCGUUCUGCGGCGACAGGUGAGAAAACUGCUGCUGUAUAUUUGUGGCAACAAGGAAAAAUACCGACAGUUGCGUGAUUUGCACUCGCUGGACACUCACAUGAAGGCGGUCAAAAAGUGCUACGAUGGAAGUGUUCCGCAAAUUUCGGCAAUUGGAUCGAGCACGAGUGCAAUUCUCAGCUACGAUUCGUUGGUUGAACUUACCGAGCAUUUCAGGGGCUGCCAAGAGAUUGCCUCAGUUCGCACCGGAAACUGGCAGAAGUUUUGCGUUAGAAACUCGGACAUCCUGCCGUCGCUACUGAACAUCAGCUGCUGUCAGUUGGAGGAAGGUGUUUCAUCGAUCAUUCUGCAGCUGUUGCAAUCAGCUAUUUGCAAUACCCAAGGCCUUAAACAGGAAUCAUCCUCUUCCGGAUCAGCGGGAUCAUCCAGUAUGAAGAUUUCCGUGUUGAAAGAACGCAAAGAUCGUGACAAAUCGGAAGAGUCUGACACAGCAACCGAAUCCAAGUUCGACCCGGCUCAAUGUGUCGCAUUGGUAACCCAGAUUUUCAACCAAGUAUCGUUCCAAAAUUUGGCCAAAUUUAUUCGCAGUUUCUUGCUGGAGACAAACGCCACCGCGAUUCGUUGGCAGGCUCACAGUUUGGUGUAUGCCUUCUACGACAACAGUAAUGAAGCGAACAAAGAACAACUUUUGCAGUGUUUGUGGGGAUUGUGGCCUUUGCUGCCAGCCUAUGGUAAAAGAACCGCCCAAUUUGUUGAUCUGCUAGGAUACCUCACAUUGAAUACUAAAUCGUUAAGCGAUAAGCUCAUGGAUUACACUGCUCAAGCCGUUUCCGUGCUUCGGCAGCAAAACGAAUUGCUUUCGAAGCAUCCGAAUGCACCGAUUUAUACCGCUCUUGGACAUGUGCUAGAAUUGGAAGGAUUUUAUCUGGAAUCUGAGCCCUGUUUGGUUUGCAAUAAUCCCGAAAUUCCGUACUCCAACAUUAAACUUUCAACCAUCAAGGUCGAUUCGAAGUUUACGACUACAACAACGAUCGUGAAAUUGGUGCAAAGCCAUACCAUUUCGAAAAUUAUCCUGCGCAUAGCGGAUCUCAAGCGUCAGAAGAUGGUGCGAGUAAUCAACAUCUAUUACAACAAUCGGACCGUCCAGGCGGUAGUAGAGCUCAAAAAUCGUCCCUCAAUGUGGCACAAGGCACGAAAAGUUACCCUGCAAUCGGGACAAACCGAUGUGAAGAUCGAUUUCUCGCUACCAAUAACCGCGUGCAAUUUGAUGAUUGAGUAUGCUGAUUUCUACGAGACCCUAUCCGGUUCAAGCGAGAGUCUGCAGUGUCCACGUUGUAGUGCUGUGGUUGCUGCAAAUCCAGGCGUCUGUGGCAACUGCGGGGAAAACGUUUUCCAGUGUCACAAAUGUCGAGCAAUCAAUUACGACGAGAAGGAUCCAUUCCUAUGCCAUUCGUGCGGUUUCUGUAAAUAUGCAAAGUUCGAUUACAGCAUCUUUGGUCGCGCAUGUUGCGCCGUGGAUCCGAUCGAGUCGUCUGAGGAUCGAACCAAAACUGUACAGACGAUUCAUGCCUCACUGGAGAAGGCUGACCGCUCGUAUAAAACACUGCAGAACAACAAGCAAAUCCUGGAGCUACUCGUUCAGAAAGUUGCGGAACAUAAGUUGGACCGUACGCUAGACGAAACGCUGAUCGGAUCGGUCGUCGGAUCUUCACAGGUCAACAAAGUGAUACAACUGUUGGCGCAGAAGUAUUGCGUUGAGUCAAAGUCGGCUUUUGAGGAUCUCAGCAAGAUAAUCCAGAAAGUACAGGCGUGUAGGAGAGAAUUAGUAGCGUAUGAUCGAAGCCAGAUGGACUCUCCCAGCGGAGGAACACUAACGCCAGGUUCCGCCUCGGACAAAGCAGUUGCAGUGAACAAAUGUUACGGAUGUGCUCUAGCAUCAACGGAACAGUGUUUGACUUUACUGCGUGCCAUGGCAUCCAACAUGCCAUGUCGUAUCGGACUAUGCAACCAAGGUCUAGUCCAGGAGCUAGCUAUCAACAACCUUCGACGCGGAACGAACCAAAUUCAAGACGAAGUGCGCCAGCUGCUUUGUCUUCUGACUAGGGAUCUACCCGAUGCAACGGCCGAUCUGUGUCAAUUGCUGCAAGAUCGAGUGAAACUAGCUCUCAGUGGUACUGUUCCUCUCGCGAAUCUUGACUCAGCAGUUCGUCACGAGAUGACUUUGCUGGAAUCAAUGACAUCCCAAGAUGACUCGUGUUGGGAGCUCAAGCUCAAAACUGUGGUAGAAUUAUUCCUGCAAGCGUCAAGAGAUGUCCGCGGUCCAGCUGUUGCCGUUAUCCAACCAUGUCUCCGUAUCGUGCAGUCGCUGAUGUGUCCACCGCUACCGACGAGCAAGGCAAACAAAGAUCUCACGACGCAGGAGUUGUGCACCGUUCAACCUACGAACGGGCUGACCAUAAGUUAUGAAAAAUGGAUAGCCGGGGAUCCACAGCAUUCGUUUGCCGCCUGGAAAGCACGAAUGCCGCCGAUAACGGGAACAGCUACACCCCGAGCGGAGGACAGCUCAAUUCAGUUGGCACAAACAACUGGUUCCACUUCUGAAGGUGAGAGCGAAUCAAGUGCUACUCCGAUAAGUACCUUCCGUUCGGCAAUGGAGAAAAAACGUAGCCAAUACCGGAAUGCCUAUCUGUUCGAGAAGUACGGAAAGCGAUGGCGUCAGAAGGUGCUCAACAAGGGAGUUGAUGCUGUGCCGCUAGAGCUAACGGCAGCUUGGCUACAACCAGUGCUGUUCAAUACAAACUCCCGAUUGGGUAGGCAGUUGACAUGUGCUUUGGUAACGUCGCUGAGCAGAAGUCCCGAGCGGAAGCGCGAAAUUCUGGAUCUACUGACCAGUUUUCUGAAGCAUAUUGGUGAAAGUGGCGAAGCGAGUGCAGAGUUUAUAGCUCUUUAUCGUAUAUUGGCCGAUGAAACACCAUGGCGUCAGUAUCUGGCCCUGAAGGGGGUUCUGACGCUCAUAGCAGAUCUCCUCACAGUGGAGAUUGAGAAAAUUCAUCGUUUAGAGGAGACCACACUUUCCUCAGAUUUGGCUCAAGGUUAUGCGCUGAGACAGUUAGUUGAGCUAAUGGCAACGUUCCUGGAUAAUCCUCUCAUCCGGAAGGCGUACAAAGGAAAAUUGCUGGGAUCGGUUUUGCAAGGCUAUUUGAAUUUGAGGAAAUUGGUUGUCCAAAGAACGCGUUUGAUUGAUGAUGCCCAAGAGAAAUUGCUCGAAAUGCUAGAGGAGAUGACAACGGGAACAGAAGAGGAAACGGCAGCUUUCAUGGCGGUUUGUAUCGACACUGUCCGUAAAACUUCGACCACGGAUGUGAAGACACCGGUAUUUAUGUUCGAACGACUCUGCUCAAUAAUUCACCCCGAAGAGAACGAUGUGGGAGAGUUCUUUUUGACGCUGGAGAAAGAUCCACAACAGGAGGACUUUUUGCAGGGCAGAAUGUUAGGUAAUCCAUAUCCUUCGAAUGAGGCCGGCUUGGGUCCCUUGAUGCGGGAUGUGAAGAACAAGAUUUGCAUUGACUGUGAGUUGGUGGCACUUUUGGACGAUGAUAACGGCAUGGAAUUGUUGGUACAUAACAAAAUUAUCAGUUUGGACUUACCGGUCAAGGAAGUCUACAAGAAAGUUUGGCUACAGGAAGGAGGCGAACGAGACGCUAUGCGAAUUGUCUAUCGCAUGCGUGGUCUUCUUGGUGACGCAACCGAAGAAUUCAUCGACACAUUGAACGCAAAAAGCCAAGAAGAGGUCGAUAAUGAACAACUCUACCGGAUGGCUAACGUAUUGGCCGAUUGCGACGGUUUGAAGGUUAUGCUUGAUCGUAUUGGUAGUCUACAGAAUGUAUCUAGAUCGAGGACCUUAUUACAAGUACUGCUCAAGCUGUUCCUUCUUAGUGUGAAAGUACGCCGAUGUCAAGAAGUUCUAUGCCAACCAGAACUGGGAGCUAUCAAUACUCUCUUGAGAGUGCUUCAACUUUGUCUCCAAAGCGAAAAUGAUGCCCAACAAUCGGCCGUUACGGAGCAGCUACUCGAGAUUAUGGAAACCAUUCUAUCCAAGGCCGCUUCGGAUACGCUUGAUUCUUUCCUCCAAUUUUCUCUCACUUUCGGUGGUCCUGAGUAUGUGCAGGCUCUUCUUUCCUGUACCAAUUGUCCAAAUGUACGCAAUAACCCCUCUGUUUUACGCCACCUAAUCCGUGUGCUUGCUGCUCUCGUGUAUGGGAAUGACAUCAAGAUGGCGCUGCUCUGUGAACAUUUCAAGGAAGUGUUUGAUUUCAAUAAAUUUGAUACCGAUCAUACGGCAGAGGAUGAAUUCAAGCUUGAACUGUUUUGUGUUUUGACUACCGGUAUCGAGCAUAACUCCAUUGGAGGUACGCUGAAGGACUACAUCAUGAGCUUGGGUAUUGUGGAGAAAGCAUUGGAAUAUAUCAAAGGACACGCGCCCUGUGUCAAGCCUACCUUACUGAGAACAGAUUCCGACGAGUUGAAGGAAUUCAUUUCCCGAGCUUCAUUGAAAUAUAUCUUGAGAUUCCUCACCGGAUUGGCUACGAAACAUGAAACUACUCAACUUGCGGUGGCAAAGGAUAUAAUUCCUAUUAUUCAUCGCUUAGAGCAGGUUUCAAGUGACGAACAUGUCGGAUCAUUGGCUGAAAAUCUGCUAGAGGCAUUGUGUACCGAACCGGCAACGGCUAAACGAGUUCAAGAGGUUCGUGAUUUCACCCGAGCCGAGAAGAAGCGUCUCGCCAUGGCGACUCGUGAAAAACAGUUGGAUGCUUUGGGUAUGAGAACGAACGAGAAAGGACAAGUGACUGCCAAGGGUCCCAUCCUGUCACAGAUAGAAAAGCUGCGCGAAGAAACCGGAUUGGCUUGUUUCAUCUGCCGCGAGGGAUACGCUUGCCAGCCGAAUAAGGUUUUGGGAAUCUAUACCUUCACCAAGCGGGCAAAUGUGGAAGAGUUUGAAAUGAAGCAAAAGAAGACUGUCGGUUACACAACUGUAACACAUUUUAACGCCGUUCAUGUAGACUGUCAUAUGUCUGCGAUAAGACUGGCGAGAAGCCGUGAUGAGUGGGAAAGUGCUUCACUGCAGAAUGCAAACACACGUUGCAAUGGCUUGCUACCCCUGUGGGGGCCGGACGUGAGCGAAUCCUCCUUCUCGUCUUGCAUGGCGCGUCAUAACAACUAUAUGCAAGAGUCGACGCAACGAUGUGAAAUCACCUUCAGCAGUUCGAUUCACGAUCUCAAACUGCUCCUGAUGCGAUUUGCCCUGGAGAGAAGCUUCCACGAGGAUGCCGGAGGUGGUGGACCCCAGUCCAAUAUGCAUCUAGUCCCUUAUCUACUAUUCUAUAGUCUGUACACGCUGUUAUCGUCACGAUCUUAUUCUCGCGAGGAGAUGAUCCUCAGCGCAUAUUUAACGCACAAGCCUUCCGACCGUUGGCUUGAAUGCGCCUACGAGGCGGAAGGCCCAUUAUAUCUAAUCACAAUGUCACUAGCGUUGCACACACCGGGCAAGUGGACUCGCAACAAACUGGCUCAUCUUAAACGAUUGAUCACCGUUGGCCACGCACGCAUCGUAAGUCCAAAUACGGUGUGCAAAUUUAUCGCACCGAAUGAUAAGAGCCCGAAAGAUUACCAUGCCUAUAAGCCGUAUCUCCUGCUGUGGGCGUUAGUGGACCUGAUUUACAAAAACUUGUUCCGCACGGUGACCACCCCGAAGGAUGAAGACUGGCCAAUUUCUCUGUUCGAUUACGUACGUCGGAAUGAUGAGGCGAUGCUGAAAAAUGCGGAUGCUACUCUGGAAACUUUUACGGAGGAAUUUUUGCCCUGUACCUCGUUUGGAGAGUUCUGCGAUGUUGCUGGACUCCUUGGUGAAAUCGAGGAUCCGGACGGGUGGAUGAACGACCUAAUACAAUCAUUGCCAUCGCCAGGAUCUACACCUGCAGCCGCCGGGCCUUCGUCAGCUGCUGCUCCAGGUCCGGACAACAAUGGUGCCGUAGCAGGAAGUUCGAUUUCGACGGCUUGAGUCCGGGUGGGAAUAUCAUCCAGGUACGAGGAACCGGUUGAUGACGAUGAUGAUGAUUGGUGAUAUGUCGUUGAUUGCAUACAAUAUAUAAUUCAUUCUAUUUAACUAUCGAUAAUGAAAACAAAUGAGAAGACGAUUCAUAUAUUGAUAUAUCGUAAAAAAUACUGUUACUUAGCAGAACAUAGCACUGAAAUUAUGCGCGUAUAGCAGCAACAUAGCAAAACUAGUACUAAAAGUACAUCAAAUUAUGCAAUUAUAUGAAUACUAAUGGAAUCAAUGUAUGUGUGGUAACCAAAUUCAUGCUCUAUCAAAAUAAAUUACACAGCAGUUAA
Toxorhynchites rutilus septentrionalis is the source of this 16484-nucleotide messenger RNA. RefSeq names its product 40S ribosomal protein S8-like. The record is from RefSeq and is a predicted model, not a curated record. Gene Ontology annotation, molecular function: structural constituent of ribosome; zinc ion binding; protein binding. The transcript is spliced from 9 exons. Gene Ontology annotation, biological process: maturation of SSU-rRNA from tricistronic rRNA transcript (SSU-rRNA, 5.8S rRNA, LSU-rRNA); translation. The coding region runs from base 16 to 16152 and encodes 5378 amino acids. Lineage: Eukaryota; Metazoa; Arthropoda; Insecta; Diptera; Culicidae. Gene Ontology annotation, cellular component: ribosome; cytosolic small ribosomal subunit.